AUGGUAUACUUCAUUUACGUCGUCUUAGCAGCGUCUAUCGUCACCAAGAGUGGCAAAGUUAUCAUCUCUCGUCAGUUCCGCGAAUUGCAACGUUCUCGCAUUGAAGGGCUUUUGGUGUCGUUCCCUAAAUUGACGAGCUCAGGACAACAGCACACGACUAUCGAGACAGAGCAUGUCCGUUAUGUCUAUCAACCCCUGGAGGAACUCUUCAUGGUCUUGAUUACCAACCGUCAGUCCAAUAUCCUGCAAGACAUUGAAUCGUUGCACUUGUUUGCACGCGUGGUCACCGACACUUGCCGUUCGUGUGAUGAGCAAGACAUCCUUCGCAAUGCAUUCGAGUUAUUGUGUGCAUUUGACGAAAUCAUCUCUGAAGGCUACAGAGAAAACGUCAACUUGUCACAAGUCAAGAGCAUCAUUGAAAUGGAGAGUCACGAAGAAAGAAUUCAGGAAAUCAUUGCCAAGAACAAAGAACAAGAGGCAAAGGAAGAAUUAAAGAGAAGAGCGAAACAGUUUGAGAUGCAAAGAAAGGAAGCCUCCAAACGUGGCCAAGGGUUCAUGCAAGGCAACUUUAGUUCCACCAACAACUUUAACGGCGGUAGAUUCUCGCCAUCUUUGGAACCAACCGUUCAAACCGUUACAGAAACCCCCAGCUAUGUCGGACGAUCAUCCACGCCGCCUGCCUCCAAAGCAAGAGGCAUGCAACUGGGUCGUAAACCAAAGACCGCCGAUCUUUUUGAAGCCAUGAAAACUGAGGUAGAAGAACCACUGCUUAAAUCCUCUUCUUCCUCUUUCUCGGGCGUAAGCAGUGCCGUGAACAAGAAUCAUGAAAGCGUUCACGUCACUAUUGAAGAACAUGUUUCAAUGACGGCCAACAGAGAUGGUGAUUUGGAACAACUGGAAGUGAAGGGUGUGUUGACAUUGAGAGUAGCAGAUCCAAACAACGCGCGCGUACGUCUUGCGCUCCGUUCAGCAGAUGACAGUGCUAUUCAAUUCAAGACCCAUCCCAACGUAGAUAAGGUGGCCUUCAAAAAUGAAAACGUGGUUCAAAUGCGAGAUCAAUCAAGACCUUUCCCAUUGAACGAGAACUUGAAGGUAGUCAAGUGGAAAUAUACCACUCAAGACGAAACAGCGGUGCCACUAAUAAUCAAUUGCUGGCCUUCACCUGCUGGUAAUGGUCUUUGUGAUGUGAAUAUCGAAUACGAACUGGAGUCAGAUCACUUGGAAUUGCACGACGUCGUUAUUUCUAUCCCCUUCCCUGGCGAGCCAUCAGCCAAUGUAAAAAACGUGGAUGGCAACUACUUUAUCGAUCGUCAGCGACGUGUCCUCGAAUGGCAAUUGCCUCUUAUCAAUAGUUCGAACAAGUCUGGAUUACUUGAAUGCAGUAUUCCUGCUGAUGAUGUGACGGGCUUCUUCCCUGUGAUGGUUGCGUUUGUGAGCGAACGACUGAUCUGCGAUGUCGAUGUGGUGAGCGUCGAGAAUUUAGAGACACAUUCGCCAAUCACCUUUUCCAAGGAAGUGAUGCUUGCUGCGGACGAUUACACCAUUGGUUAA
Radiomyces spectabilis is the source of this 1551-nucleotide messenger RNA. RefSeq lists its product as uncharacterized. Lineage: Eukaryota; Fungi; Mucoromycota; Mucoromycetes; Mucorales; Radiomycetaceae. The record is from RefSeq and is a predicted model, not a curated record. The transcript has 11 exons. Gene Ontology annotation, cellular component: COPI vesicle coat; cytosol. The coding region runs from base 1 to 1551 and encodes 516 amino acids. Gene Ontology annotation, biological process: endoplasmic reticulum to Golgi vesicle-mediated transport; Golgi localization; retrograde vesicle-mediated transport, Golgi to endoplasmic reticulum.